AUGUAAGGAAUAUCAACUGAGCAAUUUGCAGCAACUUUAAAUCAUGCCUUUAAGGAAUUAAUUAGAAGAUAACUGCAUUCUAUAAAAGAAUUGGAUGAUCUUAGUUCUGAAUUUUAGAAAUAUACUGAUAAAAUGAAGAUUACUCAAACUUAUUAACCAAUCAUAGAUAUAUUCUCAUAAAUUAAUAAGUGGUUUAUAGAUAGAUUAGAAAAAGGAUAGAAUUUUACAGAUUAAAUUAUGUCUCAGAAAAAAAGAUAUGAUAUAAUUAUCUAAUAAGAAAGAGGUGUUUGUUUAGAUAUCUGUAAAUUAGACUUGAAUCGCUUAAAUAGUGUAAAAUAAUGUUUCUUUCAUUAUCAAUAAUAGUAUAUUAUAGAUAAUAUUUAGUAGUUUGAAAAAAGAAUGGUAAAGAGACUUUGUCGACUAUUAGUUAUUGUAUAUGAUAUGCCUAGAAUAUUAAUUAGAUUAUCCUUAAUUAUUAGUUGCAAUAUAAAAGUUAGAGAAUAAGAAUAAUCUAUUAUUAGAUCUUUUUAAGUCUCAUAAUAAAGAAAGAGGUUUCCUCUAUUAGUUUUAUUUAAAAUAUGCAAAAUUAAGAGUAUAAUAUUUUGAAGCUACAAAAUAUAAUGGAUAAUAAUUAAAGAAGAUGGCAGUUAUAAUUUAAAGAAAUAGCAAUGGAGUGAUUAAUAUGAUUUAAAGUGAUUAAACUCUUAAGAAUGAUCAAUUUUUAUUAGAGUUGUAAAAAACAAUAAAUUUUCUUGUUGAAAUUCAUUAAGAAAUUUUAGAGAUACUAAAUUAUCUUAUAAAAUUUGCAGACCAAUCAAAUAAUAGUUUGAAGUCAAAAUACACAAAAUAUAUGUAAUUAGUUUUAGAAAUGUAAUCAACUUCUAACUAGUCUUAUUUUCAUGAUUGUAAUUAUAUAAAAAUAAUAGAUGUAUAGAUUUAAUGCAAUAGAUGAGUCUAACUUUAUCAGGAAUGGUACAAUCAAAUAUUGUUAGAGAUAGAUGCUCUAAUAAUUUUGUCAUUGAGCUAAGUGAGCUUAUUUAUUUUAGAAUUAACACUUUGAAUACCAAAGCAAAUGAAAAUUUAAAACUAGCAGUAUAAUAAUAUAAUUAACGUAAUUAUAUUGUAUUAUUUAAGAUUAAUAAGUUCAUCACUAAAUAAGAGGAGAACAAUAAUGGAAUAAUAUGCUUGUAAGGUAAAAAGAAAUUUAUGAAAAAUAAUUGAAAGAAUAUUCUAAUGUUUUAUAGUUUAGAAAGCAAAGUUACUUAAAGGACGAGAGUAGAUUUUGCAAUAAUCCUAAAGUUAUUAAUUUGUCCUCUUUAGAUUUGCCAUUAACAACAAAAGAAUUUUUUAAAUUGUUUCUUAGUAAUGAUGAAUAAAACUUUUUCGCUUAAUUCUAAACUAAUGUAAUGAAGGAAAUUUAAGUCAAAUAUACUCAAUAUGAACCUGCUCCACCAAGUUUCUUUUUACAUGAAGAAAAUUAUGAUAUAAAAGAAUUGAUUGAUCAAUGCUGUGCUAGCAAAAGAGUUAUUACUUAUAAAUAACCUAAUCAAGAUAAAUUAAAUUUAUUUGGUCCAGAAUUUGUUAAUUGCAAAUGCGAAUAAUUUGUUUAUUUUAUUAGUGAUGCUCAAAUCAUGGUUGAACAAGAAGUUAUCAAUGAUGCAAAUCAAAAUUUUUCUAUCAGAAAAUAUAUGCAUAUUGUUCAAACCAAUAAUAAUGAAGUCUCUUUCCAGUAAUAUUAUUUUUUUUUAUUUUAGUUAUGGUUAUUACAAACAUGAACCUAAAUUCAAUUUAUUUGGAUUUCUAGAUAUGUUUUCAAUUUAAGAAGAAAAGGAUAUCUAUGAACAAUAAUUAUAACCUGCCAUGGUUAAAUGUGUCUAAUAAUAUUUGUAAAAUAAAGAGACUCUUAAGGAAGAGAGAAAAAAACAAUUUAUUCUCAAUAACAAUAUAGAUUAUAUGCUUAAUUAAUAAAGUGAAAUCAAUCCAAAACCUUUUUAACCCAACAUCCCAUUUAUUAAAUAAGCAAAUUAAUUAGCUUCAAAUAAAUGGACUAUAGCCAAUAUGUUAAGUUAGGAAAGUCUGAUGAAAUUAAUAUUUUUCUUAUUACUCUUAAAUUUUUUUAAACCUUAAGCAAUUUGA
Messenger RNA from Paramecium sonneborni, 2136 nucleotides. NCBI's taxonomy places the organism in Eukaryota, Ciliophora, Oligohymenophorea, Peniculida, Parameciidae. The record is from the annotation of a GenBank genome assembly.